Leptopilina boulardi is the source of this 3226-nucleotide messenger RNA. It is a transcript of the gene SF1, whose product is annotated as splicing factor 1-like. Gene Ontology annotation, cellular component: nucleus. Gene Ontology annotation, molecular function: zinc ion binding; mRNA binding. Gene Ontology annotation, biological process: regulation of mRNA splicing, via spliceosome. The record is from RefSeq and is a predicted model, not a curated record. The transcript is spliced from 10 exons. Bases 295 to 2097 code for a protein of 600 amino acids. Lineage: Eukaryota; Metazoa; Arthropoda; Insecta; Hymenoptera; Figitidae.
CUGACGGCUGCUGACUCCACAAAAUGGCUGCCAAAGUCUCCGGUCGAAAGUGAAUUUCAAGUUUUUUUUUUCAUUUUUACGAAUUGAAAAGUGAAUUUUAACUAUUUUGUCCUUUUGAAUGAGUUUCAUUAAUAUUUUAAAGUUUUUAUUUUCUUAGUAUUUUAAAUAAAAACACGUGAAGUUAAAAAUAAAAGAUUUAGCAGGCAAAGUAACAACAUUGCUCCAAAAAAAAGAUAGAGGAGGUUUUUUGAAAAAGAGAAGCGUGCCGAAAAAAAAGAAAAGAAUAACCACGCUAUGAAUCAAUCGCGAAAUUUUACAUCUCUUUUAAAUCCGGGCUAUAUACGUGAUGCAGCAGCUGCUGCGGCUGCUGCAGCCGCUGCUGUAUCCCAGGCAAUUGCUAAUUCAACAUCUAGGAAGCGUGAAGUCGAAGGUGAUGGCAAUCAGGAAAAAGAAUCAAAGGAAGAGCGUAGAAAAAAAAGGAAAUCAAGAUGGGGUGGUAGUGAACAUGACAAAACUUUUAUUCCUGGAAUGCCAACAGUUUUGCCAACCAAUCUUACACCUGAACAGGAGCAAGCAUACCUCUUUCAGCUGCAGAUUGAGGAAAUCAGCAGGAAACUACGCACUGGAGAUCUUGGAAUACCGCUUAACCCUGAGGAAAGAUCACCAUCACCUGAGCCGAUUUACAGUAGUGAUGGGAAACGGUUAAAUACACGUGAAUAUCGUACAAGACGUAAAUUGGAAGAAGAACGUCAUAAUCUCAUUCAGAAAAUUCUCAAACUCAAUCCGGAAUUUAAACCACCACCAGAUUAUAAGCCACCAAUUAUUCGUGUGCACGAUAAAGUAAUGAUUCCUCAAGAAGAACAUCCUGACAUUAAUUUUGUUGGUUUGUUAAUUGGACCACGUGGAAAUACUUUGAAAUCAAUGGAAAAAGAAACAGGCGCAAAAAUUAUAAUUCGUGGCAAAGGAAGUGUAAAAGAGGGUAAAGUUGGACGAAAAGAUGGUCAACCUUUGCCAGGUGAAGAUGAACCUUUACACGCAUAUAUCACUGCAAAUAAUUUAGAUGCCGUGAAAAAAGCAGUCGAAAGAAUACAUGAAAUUAUUCGACAAGGCGUUGAAGUACCAGAGGGACAAAAUGAUUUGCGUCGCAAUCAAUUGAGAGAAUUAGCAUUGUUGAAUGGAACUUUAAGGGAAAAUGACGGUCCACGUUGCACAAAUUGCGGAGCUUCUGAUCAUAAAUCGUGGCUGUGUCCCGAUAAGCCAAACGUGACCAACAAUAUUGUGUGCUCAAGUUGUGGAGGUGCGGGUCAUAUUGCAAGAGAUUGUAGAUCUAAACGUCCCGGAAUGGGUGGUCCAGCUGCUGCAGGAUUAGCACAAGCAGGCGAUAAAGCAAAAAUUGACGAGGAAUAUAUGUCACUGAUGGCCGAAUUGGGAGAAGGUCCACCACCAGACAGAUCGAAAACAGCUCAAAGACCAAAUAAUUCUAUUCCAAGUACAAAUUAUCCUGGCCUCUUUGACAGGCAACAAGCUCCAAGGGCACUUAUGGCAGCACCAGCUCAUCCUCCACCUCAAAUGAUGCAAGGAGGUCCGAUGAUGCCUCCACCUGGAAUGGCACCACCACCACCACCUUGGUCGCAAGGCGAUGUCAAUAAUAUGAAUGGUAUGGGUAUGCAGUGGCAACCACCAGUCAGCAUGCCACCUCCACCGGGAGUUAUGCAACCACCACCACCUCCUCCUGGCUCUACCAGUCAACCAAAUAUUCCACCUCUUAUGCCUUGGAUGCCAGCCAAUUUCCAAGCACCAGGAAAUAAUCAACCACCGCCUCCUGGACAAAUGCCACCAACUCAAAUGCCACCACCUGGAAUGGGAAUUCCACCUUGGCAACAAAAUCAACAACAACCAAUGCGACCACCUCCACCGGGAACGGCUCCUCCACCAGGAUUUGCACCUUGGCAACCACCUCAAAUGCAAGGUUGGCCUCCCGCAGCACCAGUUCCACCACCACCACAACAACAAACACCCGCACCACCUGGUAUCGAUCUUAAUUCAUUGCCCACUUUACUCGCUCAACCACCACCACCGCCACCUCCAACAAGUUAGUUGAAUCUUGCCUUAUAGAAAAAGAAAAAAAAACAACAACAACUUGAAUUUGGCAAAAAAAAAAACAACUGAUGAAUAAGAAAACAAAUGACAGCAUAAAUGGCCUUGCGAUGCCAAAAAUUUCUCAAAUAUGCCUUCAAGAAGACGGCAAUGGUUAAGUAAUGAACGCAAAACGUAGAGAAUAGACGCAAGAAAAUUACUCAAGACAUUUUCUUUAUACUGAUUAUUUCAUUAUUAUUGAAAUUUUGACAGUGCAUAAAUUUUUUUUUUUUUAAUUGUACAAAUAGACUGGAAAAUAUUGAAAAUUUGAUAUAUAUAGGUAUAUCUCUCUCCUAUAAUUUUCGUACAUUCAAAUUUUACUAAUGUACAAUAUUCAAAUUAAAUUAAAGAAAUUAGGAAAAUAUUGGAAAAUACUUUCAGCGAUUAAUAUAAGAAAAUUUAAUCUCUUAGUAAAAAAAAAAAAUACUUUCAAGUUAUGUGAACACCGUUUACUGUUAUUAGUUAUAUUUAUCUGAAAAUCUCUUUUUUUUUUUACUGUGAAAAUAUUUUCAGUAAUUUUAUGUGAAAAUUCAAUUAUUUUGCUUUAUUUACAACAAUGAUAUAUCUAUAUUUGUGAGAUGAAUCAAUUCCAAUAAAAGUAUAUAUAGAUAUAUAAAUAUUAAAUCCUGUUAGAUAGUUUUUCACAAUUCAUAAUACUUUUGCACUCAUUUCUUAAUAAAUUGUCAUUUCUAUUAACUUUUGUUCCUCAUAUUUUAGGUACAUAAAUUAAAUAUUUCUUAGAAAAAUGUUCAUUAUAUAAAUAUCGUACAUAAUUAAAAUAACAAUGAUUUCCUAGUAAUUUUAAAUUGAAAAGAACAUAAUAAUAAUUAUUAUUAUAAUUAAAUAUUAGUUAUUUUUUAUUUGCAUUAUGGAUAUAAAACUGGAAUAUUUCAAAUAUUUUGAAAAUAUUUCCCAUACAGUUUCACCCAAAUUGAUGUGUCUUGUGUAUUUUUUCUAUAAUCACCAUAAUAGCAAUAAUUUAUGUCAACUUGUGUUGGAUUACGUUUUUUUUUUUUUUUUUUUUCCUAUAAAUUUGUAUAUGUAAUAUGUACUUUUAUUAUAUUACAUAAUAAACGUAAAUAUAUAUUAA